UCCCCACCUUGACAUUAUUCUCAGUUCACCGGGAAGAGAGGCACCCGGCGAGAACACCCUUACAGAGCAUCCCAUCACCGCUCUCCUUUGAUACCCUACAACACAAGCUCAUCUCUAUCCGCCCCCAUCUACACUCACACACGGCUGCACAUCGCUUGCACCUGUCCCACCAUACCAUCUGAGGGUCAGCCCGACAUACACUAGCCCACACCAGCACAAUGUCUACCAAGAAGGACAUUGAUGGUAACGAGGUGCUACCGGGGUACCGAGGCAAUCUCGAUGAUUCCCAGCAGAAGGCUCUUCGUGACUUUUACAAGAAGUUUUUUGAGCUGACGGAGCGAAACAAAGAGGUAUCUGAGAACCUCGAGAAGAAAGGUGGGCCCUCAAAGGCUGCAGGAGGCAAGCCUGCUCCACCCAAGGAUGACAAGCAGGCACAGAAAGACACACCAAAGGGCGACGCAGCCAAGGAAGAGGCAAAGAAGCAAGAGGAGAUGAAGGAGAUGAACCAAUUCCUCGACAAGUAUGGAGGACCUUACCUCAAGAGAGGUGUCUGGGAAUUCUGCAAGCACGAUCACCCAGAUGCUUCGAUGCUGCGUUUCCUGCGUGCACGAAAGUGGGACAUUGAUCGAGCUCUUGCCAUGCUGGCCGCUGCGUUGAAGUUCCGCUUUGAUAUGGACGUGGAAGGCAUCAUCCGGAAGGGUGAGGAGGGUCUCAAAGACGUCCCAGGGUUUCUGAACCAAUUCAGGCGAGGUAUCUCCUACAUCAAAGGAAACUCUGAAGCACCCGGAGAGUACCCCGUCUACUUUAUUCACGUAGCCAGGCACUUCACCAAUGCUCAGAAGCACGAGGUCCUGCAGCAAUUCGUUCUGCUUGCCAUGGAGAAUGCUCGACAGCUCACGACUCCACCUUACGAAAAGGCGGUGGUUAUCUUCGACAUGAAUGGCUUUGGUCUGAAGAACAUGGACUGGCAAUGUGUCUUGUUCCUCGUCAAGUGUCUUGAAGCGUACUACCCGGAGUCUCUCCAGAGAAUCUACGUCCACGGCGCACCGUGGAUCUUCAAGGGUAUUUGGCAAGUUCUGCAGCCCAUGCUUGACCCCGUUGUUCGAGACAAGAUCAAGUUCUCUUCCAAAGCGAGCGAAUUGUCUGACUACGUCUCCGCCGAGAAGCUCCGUGUCGGAAUGGGCGGUAAUAUGGACUGGGACUGGGACUACGUGGAGCCUGACCCAAGCGAGAAUGACGACCAGAACGACACUGAGAUGGUCAAGAAGAUGUGGGAGCAAUACAUGGGUCUCGGCAAGGAGUACGAGGACCUGACCAAGGAGUGGAUCGAUGCUGGUGACAACGACAAGUCCUCUCCCGAUCUGACCUAUCAGCGAGAGGUUGUUGCGAAGCAACUUCGUUUGACUGCCUUGCAGAUGACUCCCUACGUGCGAGCUCGCAACGUCUACCAGCGGACUGGGAUUCUGGCGGACGACGGCUCUUUCAGCUGGGAUUAUCCACAGAAGGACGGUGACACUGUCAGCCAGACCAUCAACGAAAAGGCCAAUAUCCCGGCAAUCAAGAAGUGGCUCGAAGACCACGAUGAGGACAAUCUCGAGGACACACCGGCCGGAAAGUACGGUUUCUGCGGCACUGAGCGCUCUGGAUCUGGCGGCAAGAAGCCAACGGCAAAGAAAGGAGCACCCAAGCAGAGCAAAGCCAAGUCCAGCGGCAAGUCCUCCGACAAGAAAAAGGAAGAGGAAGCUGCAGCAGGCGGCGCUGCUGCCGGUGGUGCCGGUGGUGCUGCAGCUGUGCUUUCCGGAGUCAAGAGCAAGACCAAGAACAAGGUCAUGGCCAAGAACCCCCUGAAGAAGAACAAGGAACCAGAGCCCGAGCCCGAACCAGAGUCGUCUUCUGAGUCCUCUGAAUCCAGCGAGGAGGAGGAAGAAGAAGAGGAGGAAGAGGAAGAGGAGGAGGCCCCACCCUCCAAGUCGAAGAAAGGUGCCAACGGCAACGCCAAUGGUGAUGACCAGCAGCAGACGUACACAGGUGCUGCUUUUGGCGCUGUUACUGGUGCUGCUGCUGCUGCAGGUGCUGCUGCCGCCGGUGCUGCCAGCUACAUCACAGGCAGUGGACAGCAGAACCAGGGUCAGCAAGAACAGUCUCAGCCUCAGCAGAAUGGCAAGAGGGGAUCGCGAAGUGCUCCCCAGCCUGCCGAGGAGGAGGAGGAGGACUACGACGAGGAAGGAGACCCAGAAGGCUACUCCGAUGAUGACCGUGCCUCAAACUACUCGGAGGAUUCCAUCACGCCAGAGACCAACGUCGAUCUCGACUUUGUCAACCCGAAGGGCGUCACGGCCUCGUCUGUCAAGAUCAGCGACAGCGACUGCCGAGAAGACCUUGCCACUGUGCGUGAGGCUAUGAGUCUCUUCCUCAACUCGCGCAUGAGGGAAGCGGAGGAGCUCUGUCGCGAUGGUGCUGAAACUCGACUGUACAAGGCGGAAGGUAUGGCCCUGAUCAACACAGUCAAGGCUAUCAUGACCUUCGAGCCUACCGACUUCCAGACCGCAAUCAUGUGCUGCAAGCACUCGAUGAGCAUUGCCGGCCUGUUGCGUAAGAAGAAGGGAACUCUGGGCAAGCUGCUCGGUGGCAGCAAGCAGAAGGCUUUCCAGCGCAUGAGCUUGGUCGAGCAGCAUUCCGAUCUGGUCUAUGCUGAAUCUUUGCUCCUCAAGUGUGUUCUCGGCAUCUUCUACGCUGGAGACACAAUUGCCUUUGUCAAGCAGGCUCUUGGUCUUCGAAGUGCCUACUUCACCAUGCGAGAGCUGCUCGAAUUCGUAGAGUACUGUGACGGCGAAGCAGAAGAGGCUCAAAUUGCCGGACGCCGCGCCAACUUCACCGUGGACCAGGACUUCCGCUCUGGUGUCUACCUCGGAAAUGGUCUUUGCUCCCUCGUCUUGUCUCUCCUGCCAAAGCAGGCUCUCAAGGUCAUGGAGGGCUUCGGAUUCGUUGGUGACCGCAAGUUCUCCCUCGACAUGUUUGGCCGAGCUGGAGGCUGGUCGAAGAGCAAGCCACUCCCAACCAUCUCUGCUGAGGAGGAGGGCGUUCGACGCCCGUUGUGCGACAUUGCCAUCCUGGUCUACCACUUGGUCAUCUCGGCCUAUGUUCCGGUCACCGACGUGGACUUCGAGUACGCUGACAAGAUCCUGUCUUGGGACCUGAUCCGCUACCCGAACGGAAUCUUCUUCCUCUACUUCUCAGCUCGUCUGUAUGCUGCUCAGGCUCUACCUGAGAAAGCCAUCGAGUAUUACCGAAACGCUAUUGAGUCUCAACGCGAGUACAAGCAGCUGCAUCACAUGUGCUUCUGGGACCUGUCCAUCACUUACUUGUCAACCUGCGACUACGGCCGCGCUCACGAGUGUUACGAUGUGCUCUCGAGAGAGUCGAACUGGUCCAAGGCCAUUUAUCAGUACGCCAAGGCUGUCAUGCUCUACGAGACUGGCAUGGAUGACCGAGCCAAAUCGGCCGUCGUCAUGCGCACCGUUUCUAAGCUCGUCAAGAAGGUGGCUGGUCGACAGAUUCCCUUUGAGCGAUUCGCCAUGCUCAAGUCCAAGAAGUACAUCGCCAACGGCAACAAGCUCCCUCUGCCAGGUCUCGAAUUCUCGUACCUCUGGCACUGCAUCGGUCAGAUGCCCAUCUUCCUUUUGGUUGAGCAGACUCUGACCCGCAUCGAUGAGUUCAUCGAUGAGCUGGAGUCGUACCAUGACCCCAAGACCUACCCUGGUGGCGAGACGGAGUAUUACGGUGCUUACUGUAUCUCGUACUUCUUGCGAGGUACUGCUCUGUCCCACGUCGCCUACCCUCCUCCUCACACUCUGGUCCGUCUGCCCACCGACGACUCGAUUGGUGCUCUGAGCGAUGUGGAGCAGGAUGCCAUCGGCUCCUUCACCAAGGUCUUCAAGUGGGCCAGCAAGGUCGACGAGGUGGAUCGGUACGUGUGCUACUUUGCCCACUACGAGUACGGACGUCUGCUAGCCGCGAUGAACAAGGGUGACCAGGCCAAGCUGGAAUUCCAGAAGGUCCUCAGCGGCAAGCCUCUGGAGGCCAAGGGCAAGGGUGGUCUCACCGGAAGCGCAAAGGCGUCGUACCUGCUGAGCAACAUGUGUCAAGUACGGUCACAUGCUGCCAUUGAGACGCUUCGCAUCCAGGGUAACCGCUCGAGCUCCUUCUACGGAUCCGAGUCGGGCACCUCUGCCGCCGGCUCCUCCAUCGGUGGAUCCUUGUCGUCAAGGUCCGCCUCGAUGUCUUCGAGGGCCUCCCGUCAGAGUAUGACCAGCGCCUCGAGCAAGUCGGGAAGGAGCAGUCGCACCUCGGCCUCUUCUCGGAAAGGCCAGCCGGCGGCAAUCUCCCCACCCAUUGACGGUGGUGCCAGUCUUGGAAGACAGUCUUCGAAGAUGAGCAAGUCUAGCAGUAGGAGGUCUGUUGGACAGGUGCCCGCUGCUGUGGGAGGAGAGACUACGGACUAUGGAGGCAGCCGUAGACGUUGAGAGAAGUGCAAUGUGCGCCGUGCUGAGUGAAGCCCCAGAUACCGUAAUUAGUCUCUUGUUUGAUCCGUGGUACUUGCGUCCCGUCCUUUGUUGCUUUGUCGAGCUCGCUGUCGUAGUUCUUGAUGACCACUAGGGUCCUCUCUUUGUUGCUUCUCUUUCUGACUCGAGCCCGCAGCCUCUUUUUUUUUGCCCAGUCUCAAUGUUAUCGUCUUCUCCGUUUCGCACAAGCCUGCCUGCGUCCUU
Messenger RNA from Microstroma glucosiphilum, 4766 nucleotides. RefSeq lists its product as hypothetical. The record is from RefSeq and is a predicted model, not a curated record. The transcript has 5 exons. The coding region runs from base 219 to 4523 and encodes 1434 amino acids. NCBI's taxonomy places the organism in Eukaryota, Fungi, Basidiomycota, Exobasidiomycetes, Microstromatales, Microstromataceae. Gene Ontology annotation, cellular component: nucleus; mitochondrial outer membrane; cytosol. Gene Ontology annotation, molecular function: protein binding.